Molecule: messenger RNA, 1899 nt
Organism: Herpailurus yagouaroundi (jaguarundi)
Lineage: Eukaryota; Metazoa; Chordata; Mammalia; Carnivora; Felidae
Gene: NMT1
Product: N-myristoyltransferase 1
Exons: 12
Coding region: 45-1535 (496 amino acids)
Biological process (GO): N-terminal peptidyl-glycine N-myristoylation
Cellular component (GO): cytoplasm
Molecular function (GO): glycylpeptide N-tetradecanoyltransferase activity
Source: RefSeq, a predicted model, not a curated record
CCCCCCAUGUAGUGAGGCGCGGAGGCCGGCUCUCGCAACUCAAGAUGGCGGACGAGAGUGAGACAGCAGUGAAGCCGCCGGCACCUCCGCUGCCGCAGAUGAUGGAAGGGAACGGAAACGGCCAUGAGCACUGCAGCGACUGCGAGAACGAGGAGGACAACAGCUACAGCCGGGGUGGUUUGAGUCCAGCCAAUGACACUGGAGCCAAAAAGAAGAAAAAGAAACAAAAAAAGAAGAAAGAGAAAGGCAAUGAGACAGAUUCAGCCCAGGAUCAGCCUGUGAAGAUGAACUCUUUGCCAGCAGAGAGGAUCCAGGAAAUACAGAAAGCCAUUGAACUGUUUUCAGUGGGUCAGGGACCUGCCAAAACCAUGGAGGAGGCUAGCAAGCGAAGCUACCAGUUCUGGGACACGCAGCCUGUCCCCAAACUGGGAGAAGUGGUGAACACCCAUGGCCCCGUGGAGCCUGACAAAGACAACAUCCGCCAGGAGCCCUACACCCUGCCCCAGGGCUUCACCUGGGAUGCCUUGGACCUGGGGGACCGCGGUGUGCUGAAAGAACUCUAUGGCCUCCUGAAUGAGAACUACGUGGAGGAUGAUGACAAUAUGUUCCGGUUCGACUACUCCCCGGACUUUCUGCUGUGGGCUCUCCGGCCGCCUGGCUGGCUCCCCCAGUGGCACUGCGGGGUUCGAGUGGUCUCAAGUCGGAAACUGGUUGGGUUCAUCAGUGCCAUCCCAGCAAACAUCCACAUCUAUGACACAGAGAAGAAGAUGGUGGAGAUCAACUUCCUGUGUGUCCACAAGAAGCUGCGCUCCAAGAGGGUGGCUCCGGUCCUGAUCCGGGAGAUAACCCGGCGAGUUCACCUGGAGGGCAUCUUCCAAGCUGUUUACACUGCCGGCGUGGUAUUACCAAAGCCUGUUGGCACCUGCAGGUACUGGCAUCGGUCCCUAAACCCUCGGAAGCUGAUUGAAGUGAAGUUCUCCCACCUGAGCAGAAAUAUGACCAUGCAGCGUACCAUGAAGCUCUACCGACUGCCAGAGACUCCCAAGACAGCUGGACUGCGACCAAUGGAAAAAAAGGACAUUCCAGUAGUGCACCAGCUCCUCACCAGGUACCUGAAGCAGUUCCACCUCACACCGGUCAUGAGCCAGGAGGAAGUGGAGCACUGGUUCUACCCCCAGGAGAAUAUCAUAGACACUUUUGUGGUGGAGAAUGCAAACGGUGAAGUGACAGAUUUCCUGAGCUUUUAUACACUUCCCUCCACCAUUAUGAAUCACCCAACCCAUAAGAGUCUAAAGGCUGCUUAUUCUUUCUACAACGUCCACACCCAGACCCCUCUUCUAGACCUCAUGAGCGACGCCCUUGUUCUCGCCAAAAUGAAAGGGUUUGACGUGUUCAAUGCCCUGGAUCUCAUGGAGAACAAAACCUUUCUGGAGAAGCUCAAGUUUGGCAUAGGGGACGGCAACUUGCAGUAUUACCUUUACAACUGGAAGUGCCCCAGCAUGGGGGCAGAGAAGGUUGGGCUGGUGUUACAGUAAUCAGUUGCCAGUGAGAUUCUGGAUAAAGCCACUGAGAAUUCAAACCAGAAAAUGGAACCCCACCACUUGUCGGUCCAACUUUCACAAACGUGAGAAUCCCUGGCAAAGGGAACAGAACUGAACCGGCUUUACCAAACCGCCGCUGAACUUGACAAUUGUAUUGCAUUACGAUGGCGUAGGCUGCGCGAUGUCACCUCUGGCCGUGUCUCUGGUCUCCCUGUUUUCCAAUUAAUCACAUCCUUACGCAGCCGUGAUCAAGGGAAUGUAACUGCUGAAAACUAGCUCGUGAUUGGCAUAUUAUGGAGUUAACGGGUGAAUAAUAAAAGUAUAUAUAUAUAUAUUAUAUAUAUAUAAAUAUUUUAAA